This is a messenger RNA of Monoraphidium neglectum, 150 nucleotides long. RefSeq lists its product as hypothetical. The annotation marks the transcript as partial. NCBI's taxonomy places the organism in Eukaryota, Viridiplantae, Chlorophyta, Chlorophyceae, Sphaeropleales, Selenastraceae. The record is from RefSeq and is a predicted model, not a curated record. The transcript has a single exon.
AUGCAGCGGGGCGCAAGUGGCGGGGCACCAGGGAAGUCAUGGCGGUCGCGCGCGUCCGGUGGCGAAGGGAAUGAGAUCGCAAUAACAGCAGGUGGCACAGUUUGUGGGCGCACCCUCUGGGUGGCGUUCGUGGCGGCGGGGUGGGCCAAA